Molecule: messenger RNA, 5133 nt
Organism: Myiozetetes cayanensis
Lineage: Eukaryota; Metazoa; Chordata; Aves; Passeriformes; Tyrannidae
Gene: DHX30
Product: DExH-box helicase 30
Exons: 19
Coding region: 6-3650 (1214 amino acids)
Cellular component (GO): nucleus; cytoplasm; intracellular anatomical structure
Molecular function (GO): ATP binding; G-quadruplex RNA binding; DNA helicase activity
Source: RefSeq, a predicted model, not a curated record
CCAAGAUGGCGGCGCUGGGGCUGCUGCUGCAGGCGGCGGGGCCGCUCCGCCUGUGCCGCCCGGCCCGCGGGCCCUGCGCGGCCCCCCGCGCUCUCUGCUGCGCGCCCAACGGCCCCGCCGCGCCCCGCCGCGACGAGGAGGACGAGGAGGAGCCGGAGGCGGCGCAGGAUUCCAGAGACUUAUUAAAGGAAUUUCCACAGCCUAAAAACUUGCUCAACAGUGUGAUUGGACGAGCCCUGGGCAUUUCCCAUGCAAGGGACAAGCUGGUCUACAUCCACACCAAUGGGCCAAGGAAAAAGAAAGUCACUCUGCACAUCAAGUGGCCCAAGAACGUGGAGGUGGAGGGCUAUGGGACCAAGAAGAUCGACGCGGAGCGGCAGGCGGCUGCCGCGGCCUGUCAGCUCUUCAAGGGCUGGGGGUUGCUGGGCCCCCGGAACGAGCUCUUUGACGCUGCCAAGUACCGGCUCCUGGCGGACCAGCUGGGCUGUCCCGACGAGCGCUGGUGCUCCGAGGGCAAGUGGCGCUCCAAGUCCGGGCCCUCCCUCGCCGACCUGUCCACCUGCUGGCGCCGCAUGGAGCCCGACGACUCCAUCCAGCCCAUGGAGCAGGGCAGGAUGCCUAAAGCCAUGAGGAGGGAGGAGCUGGAGGAAGGGGAGCUGGAGGAAGGAGAGCUGGAGGAGGGGGAGCUGGAGGAGGAGGCGAUCGAUGUCUCGCACACAGGGGCAUUUGUACAUCACCUGUUCCCAUCUCCCUGCAGCCGAGGAGGGAGUUCCAUUGAAAUGACCGACGACAACACUGCCAUCCGUGCCCUGACACAGUUCCCACUGCCCAAAAACCUCCUGGCCCAAGUGAUUCAGAUUGCAACCUCUUCCUCCACAGUCAAGGAGUACAUGCAGUUCCGCACGGUGGGCACCAAGACCAAGAUCUGCAAGCUGAGCCUGCGCUGGCCCUGCCCCAUGACCUUCGCUGCCAAGGGCCGGCGCAAGGUGGAGGCAGAAAACAAAGCAGCAGCUCUGGCCUGUCAGAAGCUGAAGAGCCUUGGCUUGGUGGACAAGAACAACAACCCCCUGAGCCAUGCCAUGUACAACAUGACCUCCCUGCGGGAGCUGGGGGAGAACCAGAGGAAGCCCUGCCACAUCAAAGUCCCCGAGGCCACCCUGCGCAAGAUCGAGAACUACCUGAACCACUAUCCCGUGGACAUCAGGGAGUCCCGGCCCCGGAUUGCUGAUGACAUGAUGAACCUGACCAAGGAAUCGGGUGCGAUAAGCGACGCCAUCACGGGGAAGACCUACAUCCCCAUGCUGGAGGCAGAGGAAGUGCGCCUUAGCCAGAACCUCCUGGCCCUCUGGAAAAGGAGAGGAGCCUCCUGGCAGGAGAGCCACCCGCUGCCAGUAGACCCCCACAAGGACACCAUCCUGUCAGCCAUCGAGCAGAACCCCGUGGUGGUAAUAGCAGGAGACACCGGCUGUGGGAAGACCACGCGGAUCCCGCAGCUGCUGCUGGAACACUACAUCCUGGAGGGCCGUGGCGCCCGCUGCAACGUGGUGAUCACCCAGCCCCGCAGGAUCAGCGCCAUCUCCGUGGCCCAGCGCGUGGCACAGGAGCUGGGGCCCAACAUGAGGAAGAACGUGGGCUACCAGGUGCGGCUGGAGAGCAAACCCCCCGCCCGGGGAGGGGCCCUGCUCUUCUGCACCGUGGGCAUCCUGCUCAGGAAGCUGCAGGGCAACCCCAGCCUGGAGGGCGUCAGCCACGUCGUGGUGGACGAGGUGCACGAGCGAGACGUCAACACCGACUUCCUGCUCAUCCUGCUCAAAGGCAUCCAGAAGCUGAACCCCGACCUGCGCCUGGUCCUCAUGAGCGCCACGGGGGACAACCAGCGCUUCUCCCACUACUUUGGGGACUGCCCUGUGGUCAAGGUGCCGGGCUUCAUGUACCCAGUGAAGGAAUACUACCUGGAGGAGAUCCUGGCCAAGCUGGGCCGGCACCGACACCGGCACUACGAGAUCAAGCAAUCUGAUGAUGAGUGUGUGCUGGAUCUCGACCUGAUCACCGACCUCGUGCUCCAGAUUGAUGCGCACGGAGAGCCAGGUGGGAUCCUCUGCUUCCUCCCUGGCUGGCAGGAGAUCAAAGGGGUGCAGCAGCGGCUGCUGGAGAUGCUGGGCUCGCAGAACAGCCGGUACCUCGUCCUGCCAGUGCACUCCAACAUCCCCAUGAUGGACCAGCAGAACAUCUUCCAGAGGCCUCCUCCUGGCGUCAGGAAGAUCGUCCUGGCCACCAACAUCGCAGAGACCUCCAUCACCAUCAACGACAUCGUGCACGUGGUGGACAGUGGCACGCACAAGGAGGAGCGCUACGACCUCAAGACCAAGGUGUCCUGCCUGGAGACGGUGUGGGUGUCCAAGUCGAACGUGGUGCAGCGGCGGGGCCGCGCCGGCCGCUGCCAGUCGGGCUUUGCCUACCACCUGUUCCCUCGCAGCCGCCUGGACAAGAUGCCAACUUACCAGGUGCCAGAGAUCCUGCGCACCCCCCUGGAGAACCUGGUGGUGCAGGCCAAGAUCCACAUGCCGGAGAAGACGGCAGUUGAAUUUCUCUCCAAGGCUCUGGACAGCCCUGACAUCAAAGCUGUGGAUGAAGCUGUGAUCUUGCUGCAGGAGAUCGGAGUGCUGGACCAGCGGGAGGCCCUCACCACCCUGGGCAAGCGGCUGGCCCAGAUCUCCACGGACCCUCGGCUGGCCAAGGCCAUUGUCCUGGCCUCCAUCUACCGCUGCCUGCACCCCCUGCUCGUCAUCGUGUCCUGCCUCACGCGGGACCCCUUCAGCAGCAGCCUGCAGAACCGCGCCGAGGUGGACAAGGCCAAGGCCGUGCUGAGCCGGGAGAGCGGCAGCGACCACCUGGCCUUCGUGAGGGCCGUGGCCGGCUGGGAGGAGGUGCUGAGGCGCAGGGACAGCCGUGCCAGGGACAACUACCUGCAGGACUACUACCUGUACGGGCCCAGCCUGCGCUUCAUCAACGGCCUUGUCAAGCAGUUCUCUGAGAACCUCUACGAAGCCUUCCUGGUGUCAUCCCCGUCUGAUUGUACCAUGCCAUCAUCCGUGUGUAACCAGUACAGUGAGGAGGAGGAACUGGUCAAGGGAGUCCUCAUGGCUGGGCUCUACCCCAACCUCAUCCAGGUGAGACAAGGCAAAGUGACCCGCCAGGGGAAGUUCAAGCCCAACAGCUACGCGUACCGGACAAAGGCCGGCACCGUCCUGCUGCACAAGUCAACCAUCAACAGGGAGGCGUCCAAGCUGUACAGCCGCUGGCUCACCUACUUCAUGGCCGUCAAGUCCAACGGCGGCGUGUUCGUGCGGGACUCGUCCCAGGUGCACCCGCUGGCCGUGCUGCUCAUGACCGACACCGACAUCCACGUCCGAGAUGACGGCUGGAGAGCCACGGUGUCCCUGACGGACAGCGACCUCCUGGUGCUGGAGGGGGACUCCUACACCAUCCGCCUGCUGCGCGACUUCCGCGUGUCCCUGUCCAAGAUGGUGGAGACGUGCCUGUGCUACGAGAUGGCCGCGAUCCCCGGGGACCUGCACCACCAGCACAGCCAACUGCUCGACAUCCUGGUGGAUCUGCUCAAGGGCCCUCCCGGCAGCUUCGGCUCGUAGGCGGAGCUGCAGGCUCCUGUGGGGACUUGUAAUUUGUAUAAAGAUGUUCACAAAUGUUUAUUUAAAUAAAGUUCUAUUUAUCCCUUGUGAAGUCAUCUCUCUCCAUCCUAGAAGAUUAAUGUUGUCUGAAUCUCCUGCUGUCGGCUCCGUGCAUGGUCACCGCGUGGGAAGAGCAGCGGGAAUGGACUGGGAGUGCCGAUGGACCCGAGCUGCGUGGACACCCACCCGCCUCCUCCGUGCCCAGCGCCGUCCCUGAUGGGAAUGAGGACACGGCUCCCGGGGCCGUCCCGCGCCCCCUCCCCACGGGGCCGGGCUGGAGCCGCUCCGCUGCCAGAGCUCCUCCGGGCUCACCACGAGGACGGAUCCGUGCCAGGCCGAGCCUGGAUCCAGCAGCUCCGGCGCAGGGAUCGCCGUCUCUCCACUCUCCACGUGCCCCGGAGGGGAGGAAGCCCCGAAGGCGCCGGAUGGAGGUGACAUUCCAUGGGGAUCUCCGAGCCUGCCAGCGGGGCCCUGCCAGCCCUGGGUCGUGGCGUCACGAGUGUGAGAUGUGGCUCGUCCUUCCCAACCUGCCUGUACUUCUCGUCCUCUUGCGUUGUUACUAUGAUUUUUUUUUAACUUUCCCGCUCUCCCCCCGUCGAGGGGGCCGAUCCCUGUCACUUGUGCACACGGGACGUGAUUGUAGCUGCCGGGCUGCCCGCGGGACGCCGGGAGCGCAGGCACAGACCUUUGUUUUCUACGAACAGGGACCAUAUUUCCGUGGAAGGAGGAUUGCGACAGGCACAGCACUCAACGAGGAGUCUGGAGUUUAAUCCCAGCUUUGCCUUGGACUCUCUGUCCGUAAGACAGUGACCUACCUCACAGGGCUGUUGUGAGGCUUCGCUGGUGUUUGUACCGGGAGGGACUCGGGGCGCGAGGGCUGUGCCCCCGGCGCUGGAGGGGCCCGCGGGCCUGGGGUCAUUCCUUUUUAUUCCCAUUUCUUAUGCUCUUUGUAUCUGCAGCAGAGGUGGUGGGCUCUGAGGGCCCCGAGGGCCCAGCCGGGCGCUGCUCCGGGCAGGGGGAGCGAGGCCGUUCCUGCCCCUGGAACAGCAGCAGAGCAGCCCCGGGGCCCCCCUUUGGUUCUCCCAGUUCUCUGAUUUAAUUUACUGCUCAUGGGCUUUAAGGCACUGUGCCCUCUGUGCCAGCACAAGGGGCCCUCGGAGUCCUGCAGCCUGGGGUCACUCAAAACUUCUCAUCUUCAUUUCACUUGCUUGAGGUUGUCACUAUUAUUUGACCAGUGUUUGUUUCUUUUGGCCUGUAUAAUGGGCAGUAUGGUUUUCCCUUCCAGCAGGUUUAAAAAAAAGCAAAAAAGCAAAAAAAAAAAGACUAAGCUAUUGUCUAAAUGGUUCCGAACUAGUGUGAUAUUGGGAUACUUCCGUGGCUGUUAUGUGAUACUGGAUCUUUUUACAACAUAGAUUAAAGACAAUAAAAAGGGAUAGAGUAGGAA